Messenger RNA from Liolophura sinensis, 2187 nucleotides. RefSeq names its product F-box/LRR-repeat protein 20-like. The transcript is spliced from 2 exons. The record is from RefSeq and is a predicted model, not a curated record. Gene Ontology annotation, cellular component: SCF ubiquitin ligase complex. The coding region runs from base 104 to 2017 and encodes 637 amino acids. Gene Ontology annotation, biological process: SCF-dependent proteasomal ubiquitin-dependent protein catabolic process. Lineage: Eukaryota; Metazoa; Mollusca; Polyplacophora; Chitonida; Chitonidae. Gene Ontology annotation, molecular function: protein binding.
CACAUGAACUGCUGUCAGACGUCAAACGCAGCGGUUGCAUUUGGUAGUUGCUUAAUCGCUCAGAUAGCCGAUGAUUGAGGCAGUGUUUUCGUGAAAAUUAAGCAUGGCAUCUAAGCUGCCUAUGGAGGUUAUCUCGUACAUAAUGAGGUUCCUCAGUGUGUCUGAUCGAAAAGAAGCCUGCCUGGUGAACAAACUUUGGUAUGAAGCAUCUCUGGCUCCGGUUCUGCAACGGGACAUGGUCAUCACGUUUUUCACCUCAUCCACUGAGGAAAGAGGUUUAUCUGGUCUUUCUCGACGGAAAAGUCCCAAUCUUGUUCUCAGUCAGAUUGAUGCGUCAAUGAAUCCGUCAUCAAUUAUCUUGAAGUCCUGCGAACACCUGUGUGAAAACCUGACCAGUUUGUCAUUGAAAGGCGUGGAUAUUACAGAAAGCAGUUUUGUGUCAUUUGCUUCUCACUGCUUCAGCCUGGUCAGUUUAGAUUUGAGCUCUUGCAAUUGUUUGUUCAUGAGUGGCAAGAUCUUAGAAAGGGAAUCAGAUAUUGUGGCUCUGAAGAAAGCUCUGAAAAAUGUGAAGGAGUUAAAUUUGGCCUCCAUUCGUUUCCUCUCUGAUGCCACAUUUAACAGGAUUACCUCUGUGUGCCCUAAAGUUCAAAAACUAUCUCUGGCUUCUGCUAUAAUCACCUUUAAUUCAAACGCAUACUAUCCUCAAGGCACAGAGAUCCUAGCUAGCAAAAGCGUCUUCUCAUUCAGGAAUAUUUUGCAGUUUCUCAGGGAUAACAGCUCGCAGAUCACUUCCUUGAAUUUUAGCCGAACAGCUCUUAUAAAUCAUUCCCUCAUUGAAAUUUUCAAAGUGGAAGGCUUGCAGCUGGAGGAGAUGAUUUUGGUCGGCUGCAAGGACAUCAGUACGAAAGGCGUCAUGGCUAUGUGUGACCUGCAGAAAAGCGUCCAGUCACUGGACCUAAGCUGCUGUGCUGACAUUACAGAUGCUGCAGUAUGCGCCAUACAGGAGAACCUAAGUCAGCUGGUGAGACUGAAGUUAACAAAGUGCAGACAAAUCACGGACACGUCUGUAAGCCGACUGCACCUGCUACCGUCGCUGACCAACUUGGAUCUGUCUGAGUGUUAUCAGCUGUUACCUAAAGCCUUCAAUCCUGGGCUCUGCACCUCUAGUCGUGCCCAGUUGACCCACCUCAACCUGAACUGCUGCACCUCAAUGGACAAUGAUGUUGUCCUGGGUCUGUGCAAGAGUCUGCCAGCACUGCAGCAUCUGGAUCUCGGAUCCUGCUUUGCCAUUACAGAUAUCAGUGUCCAGGCCAUCGCCAAAAACCUGAAGUACUUGAGGUACCUGAGGCUGGCUUGGUGUAAAGAGGUAACAGAUUUAGGCCUGCUGGGUGUCAUCAGGGAUGACAACACUGUCAACCACUCUCAGCAUGGGGAAAACGGCAAGUGUCGCUGUACACGGAAACACAACAUCAACACGAUGUUCCGCGCUCAGUACAUCGGCCAGGUCGGCCAGAAGCUCACUGUGGAGGAGCUGGAAAGCCUGAAGAAGAACAACAAGAAUAUCUACAGCCUGAACAACAUCUCAGGUUUGACAACCUUAGACUUGUCCUCCUGCUCCAAGCUGACUGAUAUCAGCAUCAUCAACGCCAUACGGUUCAAAGAGCUGAAGUCUCUCCACCUCAGCAUGAUCCACAGCCUGACAGACGAGAGCCUCAAAUCCAUCGCCAAGAACAACCCCAGUCUGGAAGAGCUCGCUUUGGCCCAGUGUUACAAUGUCACAGACAAAGGUGUGGAAGCAGUGACCGAGAACAUGACCCGGUUGACGUCUCUGAAUGUGUCGAGCUGUGACAAACUGACUGACCACUCCCUGGAGCUGCUCAGAGUGAACUGUGACCGACUGAAGACUCUGGACGUAUCCUUGUGUGGUGGGAUGUCAUUGGAAGGAGUGGAGAGAUUGGAGGCUCACGCUAAACACCUCAAGUCUGUACAGAAACGGCUUGUGGGAGGAGCCUUGUAACUGUGGGAGGAGCUUUUGACCAUGGAGGGAGCUAUGUUACUGUAGAUGGGGUUGGGGAGAUGGAGUUUUAUGACCACAGAAGGAGCCUUGUGAGUGUGGGAGAAGUUUAAUAACCAUGGAAGAAUCCAUGUAACUGUGUGAGGAGCUUUGUAAUCAUGGGAGGAGCUUUG